GAAUGUGUGGCUUGAUCGCACUGAUGAGUGUCUUCGGAUUUUCUCCGAGCGAUAGUAAAUAAAUCGCGUAAUUGGCGUAAUUUAUUGGUUAUGGACACUGGAGUUCUUAACCUAGCAUGGUGCCAAGGCUACAAUGGUUCUCCGCUUUCAUUCAUUGAGCCAAAUGUAUUAUGCUACCAGUGUGGUAGAAACUUUAAAACUAUUUCUACCGAUGGCAAACAAAGUUCUUUUGCUUUUAAAGGAACAGCCAUUGGGCCUAUGGCUGUUCAUAAAAUAAACAAACACAUUGCUGUUGGUGAAUAUGGAGAGAACCCCAACAUUUAUGUGUAUGCUUACCCAACAUACACAGAAAUAUCUGUGUUGCAAGAUGGUGCUGACCUGGAGUUUCAACAGCUGGUUUUUUCUGAAGGAGACCACCUUAUCAGUGUUUCUGCGGUUCCUAACUUUACUCUUAUACUAUGGAAUUACCUAACAGGAACAAAAUUGACAUCAUAUGAUGUCUCUCCUGAGCCCAUAUAUUCAUUAUCUUUCAAUAAAACUAACUGGAGGCAAAUCUGCAUGAUCAACCCAAACAGUAUAACACUGUGGAACAUUGAGCAGUGUGGUACAAAAUAUCUAAUGAUUCCAAGGAAAAUAUCUCUGCCUCCCAUUGAUGUUGAAAAAUUAGAUGAUGAAUUCAGCCAUGUUGAAAAGUCCUCAGUUGGAGGAGUUUCGUUUCAAUUUUCACUUCCUGAAUCCACUGUUGCUGGACUGACUGGAACAUCCGCUGAAAGGAUUCAUGAAUUCAAAGAUAUCACACUGAGAGUGAAACCACUAUCUAUGACAUGGAUGCCCACUGGAGAUUUUUAUGUGGGAUGUGAAGGUGGACAACUUCUCAAGGUAGACAGUGAUCAAACAAAAGCUAAAAUAAUGAAUUUUUCUUCUCACACAAGAGCAUCAGUAGCAGCAAAAGACAUGUCCCAAACCAAAUCUGUUAAAUAUGAGGAGCAUGGAGCACUUGAUUUUAUAGCACUGCACAAUCUUGGCCUGUAUACAGCAGGGCGGGAUGGGACUAUCAAGCUUUUUGAAAUUCAUAAAGAUGAGCUGUUUCUUCUAGAUGUAAUAGAAACUGGGUCUCCCUUAACCUCUUUACAGUUUAACCAAACCUACCAGAAUUUGGCUUGGGGUUCAGUUGAGGGCCUCAUUCAAGUGAUGAACUGUGGUGACCUCAGCUCAGUUGUAACAAUUGCAUCAUUGCAUCAGGGCAACAUUGUUGGUGUUGGUGGCUUAAGUGUAGGGUCUGACUGUUGUGUGUGCCUACGACAAGAUGGCUAUGUUCAAGUAUGGAAAACCAGUGAUGGUACUUUUAUGGGUGAGGUUGCAACCAAUGAACCUGGCUCCACCUUGGCCUGUUGUCCCAUAGCUCAUUAUGCUGCUGUUGGCACAGAGUCUGGUAACGUCUACAUUGUUGAUUUAACCAAGCCAACUAAUCCAAGGGUUAUCUUAAACCAAAGGCUGUUCAAAUCUCCCAUAACUAGAUUAGUUUUUAAUGGAGACGAUGGAAAGAUCCUGUUUGCUGCUGCAGAAUGCAACCAUAUUUUUGUCAUAGAUGCAAGACCAUCUAGUAAUUUUGCCAUUUUAGGAUAUAUCAAUGUUGUUGGUGUAGUUAAAGAUAUAGCUGCACACUAUCAAGGGAAAGAAAAAACUGUUUUAGUAGCAUCAUGCAACAAUAAUCCUGAGAUAAAUGGAGCUAAUCUUUUGUUAAAGUUCACAUUCUCCUCAUCCAUGAUUGAUGAUAUCACUGAAUACUACAACAGCCCUAUGUGUGAUAUUAAGGAGGAGGCUUGUCAAACUUUAAAGAUGGGCUUGCGUCAUGCUAUCUGUGGGCUUGCUAUUGGGGAAGGGGAGGCAAUCUAUGCUCUCAGUGCCAGCACAAGGAAACUCCUGUGUUAUACCAUGCCUGUCCAAGAUCCUGAAAAAACUUUGAAAAAAAUUGACCUACUUUUGAGUCCAGUGACGGAGUUCCCUGGUCACAUGCUGAGUGGAGGCAAUGUUUUACUCUCCCCUCACCUCAAGUGGCUGCUCUCUUACUCACCAGAUGGCUGUGUCAAAAUUAGAAGCAUAGCCUCAUUGGAGCGCACAGCCAUCUUUACUCCCCAUGAAUAUCGGUCUGGUGGCAUCAAGGCUGUGGCUUUGUCAGAUGAUUGUCAGUAUGUCCUGACUUGUGGAUAUGAUGGAGUCAUUAGCUGUUACCACUGGAAUCACCUGAAGAGCAAAGGCACUUCCACUAGUGUAUACAAGCAGAAAAGGAGCAGAGACUUAGAUUUAAUGUCAAGGGAGAACCAGAUACUAUCUGAAGCCACAGAGAGUGUUCAGCCCAUACCCAACAAUCGCAGGGAAUCAGAAGUUGAAAGAGAUAGAAGAGAAUUGAUUGAACAAGCCAAACAGGCAGCUCAAGACAGAGAUGAGAUUUAUGUCUCCCCACCACCAACUCCCAGAAUAAAUGCAACAUGGCUGGAACAACGCAAGAUAGAUGCAUUAAGAAAAGAUAACCACCACUUUGCUAGUAUUAAACAUGAUCUAAGAUCUCAAAUCCGGGACAUCCGGCGAACUAUUCAGAAGAUGAUGGCACAAAACAAAGAUCUCCCAGAAAUUGAAAAACUCGGGCGACAUGAAUUUGAUCUUGAUUUAGAGGAACAAAACAGGUUGCAGCUAGAAGGUGAAGCAGAGGUUCAAAAAGUAAGAGAAAGUAUUGAAUUUGACAACCUGGCCAAAUUGUAUCUGCGAGACAAAAUUAAGGAGGAAUGCUGGGAUAAAAUGCUUGUAAAAGGGAGAUCACUUCAGGCAUUUAAUUCACAACUUGAAGUUAGCAAUUUCCCACUUCGUGAGAGACCUCAGGAGCUGAUUAGACAAAUAGAAACUGUGUCUGUACGUCGAAAAAUAGAGUUACGAGAGCUCCAGGCUAGAAAUCUGAUUGCAGAGUUUGCACCAAAGUUCAUAAUACAUGAGGAGGAGGCAACAGAAGGGGAAGAAGAUGAUGCCAAGAAGGAACAUCCAUCCAUCUCAGGAAGUUUAGGGUCACAGUAUGGUGGAGGAAAUGAACUCUUCUACAGUCAGUUUGAGCUUCACACUAGGGAGCAGAAGAUAACUCAAAUCAUCCUCUUAGAAGAUGCAAUCCAUCGCAUUAAAGAAGCUUUUAACAAAGAGUUUGAUGAGGUGUACAGCAAGAAAGAGCAGGAAAUCAGCAAGUACAAAGAGAAGAACAAGCGGAUUGCUAAAAUUAUUAAAGAUUUGAACCUCGAUGAAGAGGUCACUGACCCUAACAUGAGUGUCGUAGAGAAGCCAGAGUUGCUUCUGGAAGUAUUAGACAGUGAGAUUAAAGUGGAGAGAUAUCUAACACCUGAACAAAGGAAAAGGAUGGAAGAGGAAAGACUACUGGAGGAAGAAAGGCUAGCAAGAGAGAGGGGAGAUAAUGCACGUGAGAGAGCCCUUGAAAUGAUGAUGGGUGGUGUUCUAGAGAUCAAGAAAGAGGAUGAGCUUAAAAAGGAUGUUCCCAAGCCACCUUUCAUGCUGACCAAAAAAGAGGAUGAAUACUCGGAAGAAGAACAGAAAUUGUAUAAAGAAUACUUAAAGAAAGUUCAGGACCUUAAUGAGGAAAGAGAGAAAUUCAGAAAGCAACUGGAAGCUGAGCUGAAGAAGCUUCAGGCUACUAUACAAGAGAACCUACAGGCCUUUGAUGAUGUCCUCUAUGGACUCUUUAUGCGCAAAAUUAAAGUCAUGAUGGUGGUCUACCAAGAAGAGUUGAAGAUUUUAAGGCUGCGCUUCACAAUGCUGGUUCAAGAGGAACUCAACACUAAAGAAAAGGACCUUCUUGAAAAUCUGGAGCACAAAAAACAUUUGAAGCAAAUUUCAUUUGAAGCCCUGGCAGAAACUCGUAAAAACAUGGAGCAGUUCCGCAACGAUUACGAGCAUCUCCAGGCAGAGGACAAGUACUUGGACAAGUCAUUCCGCAGAGAGUUCACUGACCUCUCAGGCCUCAAUGUUGACUUGCUCUAUAAACAAUUCAAAAGAAGACCCAGAACACAGAAGUAUAAAGCAGUGGAUGCAGCCAAGUCGUUGAAUCCCUUCAUUGACCGGCCAUCAUCUGCCAUGCAGUUGAACCACCUCAAGUCACAACUGGCACAUGGGCUAGAUGAGCUGGACAAGAACAGCAACUUACCAGACGGAAUAGAAUCUUCAGCCUGGGAUAAAAUGUGCAGACUGAGGAGGGCAAAGGUUGAGAGUGAACUUCAGCUCAAGAUCAAAGCCAACAUUUUAGCUGAAAUGAAUCUAUUCCUUCAAAAACGUCAAGAUGAAGAUGACAAACUGAAAGUAGACAUUGAGAACUUGAACCACAGUUUGUCAAGGAUGAAAGAAGACGAGCAGAGAUUUAUUCUGAAUCUUGAGGUUCAACUAUUGCUGAAACAGGGACAAAUUGAAGUGGAUGCAUCUUCAUUUAUCAGAGAUUUCCGCAACAGUGUGUUGGUGCAUCGUAAUGUGGUGGAAGAUUUGAACACCACAAUCAAGCAACUUGGAGAAAGGAAAAUUGCCAGUAUGGUUGAAAGCAAGGACUUCAGAAAAGGCAUUAUUCAACUAGAAUGGGAACAUAAGAAAAUGUCAAUGCAGAUGGAGGAUCUUGAAAACAAGAUGAAAGACAUCCAGUUUAUUAAAGUCACCAGAGAAAUACAAGCAUACUUGCAAGAGGAAGACUAUGAAACAAAGAAAGCUGAGGAGAUAUCUAAACUAGAGAUGACACUAAUUCAAUUGAAAAAGUUCCAUGAAAAAACUAUUGAACAAAAGAAGCUGCUGCUGAAAGAACUUACUAGAAACACCAAAGUCAAGCAGAAGAAUAACAAGAAACUGGAUGCAGAGUUACUGGACUUGAAUGUUGUUGUCAAUGAAAGGAAACAGAUUGAAGAUAUUAAUGUUGAAAAUAGAGAUGAUGAUGCCACUUAUAGGCGCUACAAUGAGAUAGUACAAAGAAGAAAACUGGUUGACUUAGCAAAAGCCCAGGCUCAAGAAGUGGCUGUACUGAGGGCAGAGGUUGAGCGACUGCGCAUGAGAACCUUCCCAGCCCUAGUUCAGGUGGAACAUUAAACUCUGCCGCAAGUAAAGACAUACCAGACAGUAUCAACUAUUUCAUUGUAUGUUGUAUUGUUUUAUUUUGUUAUCCUAAGCUCAUUCAUCGAGCAUAUACUUUUGUGAGUUAGAUGCUUAAAAAUUUGAUUAGAUUUUUUAAAAUCAUGAAACAUAUUCCAAAAACUCUUGUACGUAUUAUCCAUUGAAAACAAAUACAACAUUUACUUUUACUUCUUAUUGCAACUGAUGCUUCAAGUAAAUUCAUUAUUUAGCCUAAAAAUGUAUCAGUGGAUAUGAAACAAUAUGAACUGUGAUAUUUUUUUUUUUCAGUGUUAAAAUAUUUUACAUUUUCUGUCUUUACCUUUAUAAACUUUACAAGAACUCUUUUGUAUGGGUUGAAAUAGGGACUUCUACCAUUUGUUAUGUUGGUGUCUUGGUUUACAAUGAAUGCUGUACAGACUAAUAUUUUGAAAAUUAUUUUAUUUCAAAUACUAUGUGUACAAUUAUAUACUACAGAGUGCUGCUCACUGUGUCAACACAUUUGUAUUAUUUUUUUAACCAUAUACAGAUAAAAAUAGUUUUGAUGAGUUUACACACUCAUAGAGCUGAAAUUGUAAUCUUACAACACAAUGUAACAAAUAUUUGGAGAAAAAAAAACAUGCACAAAAUGGUUUUCAAUAAAUAUUUAUUACUAAUAUAGGUAAAUACGCCUACAAUGUUUAUGGUCUAAAUCCUUUAAAAUGUGUAUGGUCUAAAUU
This is a messenger RNA of Physella acuta, 5855 nucleotides long. Its product is annotated as cilia- and flagella-associated protein 43. Lineage: Eukaryota; Metazoa; Mollusca; Gastropoda; Physidae. Gene Ontology annotation, biological process: cilium assembly. Gene Ontology annotation, molecular function: protein binding. Gene Ontology annotation, cellular component: axoneme. The record is from RefSeq and is a predicted model, not a curated record.